GUUCGAAUGCCCCGCCACAACACCGCUGGUCAUUUCUCGCACCUUCGUAACAAACAUCGCACGAUUUGCAAACUCGGCAUCGUCACAAUCCACAACACUUCGGAUAUCGACAAGCGUAGAUAUCCAUCAAUCUAUCACGAUGUCGUCGAUAGAGGAUCGAGAAAUGAUGGAGAGAAUCGGCCGUUUGGCUGGUCAAAUCAAUCGGCACAGGAAUCAACAGGCCGGCGUCGGGCCCGCUCGCCAUGUUCGAACGCAUCAUAACGCUGGUUAUUCGACUGGGUGGCGCCGCGGCGGGUUCCCUCAUCGUGGCGGCCAUUCCAGCGUUCGGAUGCCCGUUUACCGCAACAGAAGCCUGGUUUUGAAUGGCGGGACCCAGCAGAACCAGUCGGGAGAUGCCGAAUCGGGAACUACAUCGGAUGCAUCCACCUCGUCGUGGGUGACGAAGAACGACCGCCACCUGCAACUGAUCAACACAAACGUCUACACCAAGGACGCGCAAGCGCGAGCCGCUGCCAUUGAGCAGACCCGUCGCCAGAAGCUUGCUCUCAGAGACAGGCAAGAGCGUGCUAAGCUGACAAAUCAUAUCAAUCGUAUGGUAAACAGCGGGGGGUUUGUGGGAGCUAACCAGCAGGCCACCGGCAACUACGAGAUCACCGUCCAGGGCGUCCGGUUCCACGUGGUCAAGAACGGCAGCAAGCUCGUCAAGGCUCCCGGCGAUAACAACUCGGCAAAGGCGACCCCCAAGAUGGCACUCGUGGGAGGUGUCAAGUUCUAUCGAAGCAAGAACGGCAACCUGUACCGCCACGGCAUUGUGAAGGCGCAGCGGUAUGUCCCCUGGAACCUCGGGGCCGGACAACUGACCCCAGGAUUUUCUGGCAGGCAAUCUGGCGCUGUCAAAAAGGUCAACGUGCCUUGCAAACAGUUUUCUAUGACGGGUAACUCCAUUUUUCUCGACCGACGCCCCAAGCAACACCACCCCGACCGGGCCUCGGUAAGUCACCGGAGGAUCGCUAACCGAGAGACAGGUGCCUGCACCCACGGCCCCCGCUGCCGCUACGUCCAUGACCCGCACAGGGUCGCGAUUUGCAAGGAUUUCUUGCAGCAGGGCGAAUGCCCGAGCGGCGACAACUGUGAUCUCUCACAUGACCUCAUUCCCGAGCGCACGCCGGCCUGCCUGCACUUUGCCCGCGAUAGUUGCACCAAGGCUGACUGCAAGUAUACCCACGUAAAAGUGUCACCAGCUGCUCCAGUGUGCAGGGAUUUCGGCUUCUACGGCUAUUGUCAGAAGGCCGCCAACUGCCCUGAUCGCCACGUCUUCGAGUGCCCCGACUUCAGCAACACGGGUGUUUGUAAGAUUAAGGGGUGUAAGCUGCCGCAUCGGGAGAGGGCAAGCGUCCUCCGGAAAGCGGCGGGCGGGCGGGAUCUGUCCAGCGCAGGAAACGGAGAUGAAGAGAUGGCAGAUCUUUCCAGCGAUGAUGACGGCGAGUCGAUCGACGAGGACGAUGUCGACUCGGAUGAGGUGGACGAGUUCAUUGGCCAAGACGAAAACGGUGGCCUUGAUUUCGCAGAGCAAAAGGACUUCAUCGAGCUAUGAUGCUGUUUUUUUGCCUGCGCCCCCGCCCUUAUCGUCCAUUCGCUGCAUUGUCUGGCGCACAUCAUUAUUAUGAUACCCAUUUGCGUCCGGUCCUCCCGGGAAAAGAAAAGAAGAAGAAAACCAAGAUGGUGGCAGAAAGAACGGCCCGUACCGGCGGGCUCAUGGUGUGUCGAGCAGUCCUGUGGAUUAUAGAUGAAACAUUAUACAUAGCCCCCUCCGUAUGAGGCUUGAAUACAAUAUAAUUCAUGAAA
Messenger RNA from Chaetomium fimeti, 1845 nucleotides. RefSeq lists its product as uncharacterized. The record is from RefSeq and is a predicted model, not a curated record. The transcript is spliced from 3 exons. Gene Ontology annotation, molecular function: metal ion binding. Bases 140 to 1594 code for a protein of 484 amino acids. NCBI's taxonomy places the organism in Eukaryota, Fungi, Ascomycota, Sordariomycetes, Sordariales, Chaetomiaceae. Gene Ontology annotation, cellular component: nucleus.